CUUCUGGCAACCCUUUGAUCUCACAAUUAAUCCCUGAUCUGUGAAACGAAAACCUAGGUGUAGUCGACGAAGCUCCCAACUUUGUUUGCCCGCAAAGGUUGAAGCUGUACAGAGAUUGCUAACUGUUCGUAAAAAGAGUUCUUGUAGUGUACAUAACAUCAGAGAGACCUUCAACUAGCAACCUGUUACAUUUAUCCUUGAUACGAUAAGGUUGCCAAAUUUGAACUGAGCUCGGCUGCGAGAAUAGGAUUGACUGGAGGCCAGACGAUUCCUGUCAUUGGCUGGGAUGGCUAAUCGGGUCACUGGAAACUCGAAAAAGGAUAUUGUAUAUUUAAUUCGACAUCUUGCCGAUAGAGCCCCCAAAUGAUUGAUAUGAUCUGACCAAUAAUUGCUUACUCAUCAUAUCAGCACCAUGAUCGUUCCUGGCCUGGUCCUGGACGAGAGCUUGUCGUCCUCGAUGCACCCACAAUUGAACCAUUCCGGUGGCGGGAACCAUUCGAACAACGGCAGCUGGAUGGAGGGACGUUACUCAGAUCUCAAUGGAGGCGACGGGGUUUUUAUACUCGACAACCUCAAUGGGUCAGAUUUCCUUCCGGGCAUUAGUGGAAGUGAGUGCUCGGGGGGUGCCACUGAGGCCGAAAUGGCUUUGUACAUUGACCUCACAUUCUGGAUGGAAGCUGUGAUUCAAAGUGUGAUUGGGGUCAUCGGAUUUUUUGCCAAUCUCAUCGUGAUUCCUAUUCUUUGCGGGGAAAACAUGAAGAGUAUCUUCAACCGCUUGCUCGCCAGCUUGGUGAUCUUCGACAAUGGGUACAUCGUGCUCACGCUCUUAGAGACAUUGCGGAGGAAUUCGCGCACCAUGGACUUUUUCAAUAUCAUCUACUGCUACGUUCUUUACCCUCUGCGGAACAUCGUUCUAUGAUGUACCAUUUAUAUGGCCAUUGCCCUCGCUUUGGAACGCUAUCGAGCCAUCAGACAUCCCAUCCAAUACCAUAAUGCGAAUGCUGGAACUAAUCCGUGGAAAAAAGCUUUUACCAACUAUUUGGGACCAGUGAUUGGAUUCUCUGUGAUCACCAACUUGCCAAAGUUUCUCGAAUUUGAAGCUCUCUAUCAAGAAAAUAUUCACGAUACGUACAAUCCAGAACUCAACACCAUAACCAAGAUGAAAGUGGUCGAAGCCGUCAUUUAUCCGACAGACCUACGCUUCAACCACAAAUACGUUCUUUGGUACAAGAACGUUACACGAUUGCUCCUCACGGGUUUGAUUCCCUUCGUGGUUUUGGUCUAUCUGAACUUCAGCGUGUUCUCCGUGAUUCGCCGACGGCGCCACCUCGAGCAUCGAUUUAUCAAAGUGCAAUCAACGGCCUUAAAGGCCGAGGCAGCCAAACAGGCUUAUGUUCUGUUCGCUAUUUGUACCACCUUUCUCUUUGGUCACAUCCUCAGAGUGGUGCUCAAUAUUCAUGAGUUCUACACUCUCGAUCAAGUUUUGGAUGGAAUGGACAAUGAUUGCUUCACCGUCAAAUUUUGGACACUUGUCACCGGAAACGUCUCGCACCUAUUGCUUACCAUUAACAGCAGCAUGAACAUACUCAUCUAUUGCUUGAUGUCCGGGGAUUUCAGGCAUAUUUUCAUCCGCCAAUUCAGUUGUUUUGGCUCUGGGAUUUGUUGUUGCAUGGAUCAAACUCGAGAUCGGCAUGCCCAGUCCACGCCCACUUCUACACCCAUGGGGGUGCGAGGCCAUACGAACUACUCGACCCGGUUGUUGGAGGUUACCGAGGCCAUUGAUGACUGCUGUGUUCCCCAGAAUAGUCCCAUAGACAAAGGGGAGACCAAGCAUUCAGACCGAAUUACGGAUCAACUUGACUCGGAGACCACCCAAGAUGGCUCGUCGGAUCUUCAACAAAUCGAGAUCACCUCCGUUCAGCCUCGAGCAAUUAGCAUCUUCGCAUUUUUGAAUCGAGCCCAUCACAAGUGGAAUGGUUGUCAGAGAGCCAAUAACGGGGACUCUCAAGACCAUCAGCAGCAUCGUCAUCAGCAGCAUCGUCAUCCUGGUGACAAUGUCUCGAUAGUGCGCUUGAAAAAAAAUCAACCCAACCAUCAGCUCAGAACCAUGAUUACCACUAUGAACGAAGCUUGGCUUCAGUGCACCACCAAAGGUGAACAUGAUGACCUACCUGGUCGACUUUCAACAGAUCAAGUGUCAGUGACAUCGGGUAAGCAAAUCCUCGAAUUGAAGCCUCGAAAAGAUUCCCACCAGCACCCGCAUCCUAACGGCCUUCUCACGCCGGAGAGCGAGUCGUACUUUGGCGUAAAUCGAACGAGCACAGCCAUCGCCAACCUACUGCCGAAUCGUGAUCAAACGGCAUUUUAGUUAAUCUGGUUUCCAAGGUUGUUAUUACUCUUUGUACCAAUGACAUCUGGUUGCUAUAGACGAGUGUAAUGGAAUGUAAAUCUGUGGUCACCUACCAAUCAAUUGAAAGUAUCUCUUGACGUUUGUCAAACAGCACACGUCAAACAAACAAAAAAAGCCAUGGCUUCGGGAGGGAGAUGGAAUCAAAUUACGAGAUGGGCUAUCGUUUUUUGAACUUCUUUGAGAGUGAUAAAGCAAUACCAUCUUUUUGUGAACUAAGCAAAACGAUCCACGAGUGGCGAGCGGAUCGCAUUGCUUUUUGUUGUGGAAUGAAGUCAGUGAGUUGCCGGAUAACCUUCAAGUCCGAAGGGAGGACAAGUGUGCUUGACAAGCUCCGUCAGCUUCUCGGCAAUUGGAGACGAUGAAACCCAGCUCAAAGUUGAGUUGAGCAGUGAUAAAAGAAGCCAAUAUUAUGAGACAAAACAACACCGAUCCAUUCAUUCAUCCCAACCGUUUCCUUGACCCCGCUCGCAUUUGUCGUUGUGUACAUUUCCAUUCAUUACCUAAUCAUGCCAUCCAUUUUGGGCUCAAAGGUUGGUUACUCUUUCGGGUGGGCAUCGGGAACAUUCACUCUUAGUGCCAAACCCACAAGGUCACUGCUACAUAUGUAGCAAUGCCUCCGCUGCAAUCCAGGACAAACUACACGACGAUGGAAUCUCAUAAUCUUCGCUCAUGGUCUCUCGUUUUUGUCUAUUAACUUGGAACAACUGGUCGUCUAUUUCACGACGAGACCGUUGUUGUUUUUGUGCGGAUGAAUCAUGAGUUAUUCAUUUCAAGCUUAAUUAAUUCUCAGGGCUCGUUUCCCGAUUUAUUCCAAAUCGAUCCCCACCCGGUGACGCAUGUCAGAGAGCAUCUCAUAAUGAUCAUCAUGUUAUUUGUGAUAGCUUUGUGAAGAGAAGACACCAACCCGACGUGAUCGUAGUUAUUCGACACAAAACAGACGUAUAUAUUUUAAUACAACCUCCAUGAUAUGAUAAUCCAUCCCUUUCAAGUCGAUGUUACAUACAGUAUGCAUAACGUGACUGACUGUACCUGGAAGAGUGUCAAAAUAUAGUACACGGCGAUUGAAGAACAAAUCGUCGCCCAAUAAAAGGCUUUUGUUCUAGACACAUUCUCCCGGUCUCGUUCAAA
Molecule: messenger RNA, 3538 nt
Organism: Tigriopus californicus
Lineage: Eukaryota; Metazoa; Arthropoda; Copepoda; Harpacticoida; Harpacticidae
Exons: 7
Coding region: 932-2368 (478 amino acids)
Cellular component (GO): membrane
Source: RefSeq, a predicted model, not a curated record